UGCCUGCGAAACCUCCCGAGGAGGGGAAGGCUGUGCACUCCACCUUUCAGAUAACUGCAUUUAGUACCAGCCUGAAAAAACAUGUGAUGGUCAUAGACUUGGUGAAGAGAGACUUGCUUCCUUCCCAGAGAAAAGCCAAAGUUUGCUUCAUUCACAUGUGCCCGGGCCUGAAGGUGACUGAGCAGCCAGUGAGCAGCUAUGAGACUCCAACAACAUCCAUCAUUAUCUUAAAGAUGAACAAUCGACUUUUCUCAUCCCUCAGAGAUGACUCUGCCUGGGAAAGACAUGAAACUCUUUCAAAAGCAGGAUUACUGGACACACGCUAUAGUACAAAUGAUUGUAUCGCCCUUAAAAAUCUCCAGACUGAUGUUACAAAGAGGAAGUUGGACUUCGUCAAGGGGACACCGGCAGCACAAAACACAGAAAUGAUAUCACCUAUUGUCAUUUCCCGGUUGAUUGAUGAAAAGAAAUUAAUGGAAAAUGGAGCCGUGUUGCCUCUGCCACAAGCAAUCACUCAGCCUCAGCUGCGUACCACAAAGCCAGCUUUGGCCAGGCGCAGCGGAGUGAACAUGCACAAGCCAUUUGCUUUACCUCCAGACGGAUUGGGGAUCCUUAUUCCCUCAGAUGAGCAAGGACUGGAGACAGACCCACUGUCCACAGGGGACAACCUAGGCAAGAGCGCCCACAGGGGAUUCUCAUCUAUUACCAUUACUGCCCGGCGUGUGGAGCCUUCAGCCAGCAACUUGGUAUGGGACACUGUUCGGGACCCGCUAUGUCCCAAGUGCAGGACCAAGGAUGCUCUGCUCCAAAGCACCCCGGUUCUGGCUAGUGGUGCCCAUUUGUGUCAGCACAAUGGAUCCUUCACCUGUGCAGAGUUCUCAAGCAAUGGCUCCAGAGAGGGGCUGAAGGUUCCCCAUGCUCACUCAAGGAUGUGCGCAAGGCAAGAGUACUGGGUCACCCACAUGGAUGACAAAGAAGACACUUUUUCUUCAGACAAUUCACCGUCAAGAAAAGUCCCACUGGUAUUCAGUUCCUGUGUCCACCUCCGGGUGUCUCAGCAGUGUCCUAAUACCAUUUACUACUUGGACAGGUCUCUUUCUGUCCCCCUUGAGCAACCUCAAACUGCUAGCCCCAAAACGCACAGGUCUGUCCUGUCGCUCAACCUCCGCUGUAGUUCCCACAGGUUAACAGCAGAUGGAGUAGACAGCACAGCUAAUGGAGAGCCAAUCAGCAGAGCCCUGCCGCAGGAGCUCUGGGAGGGAAAGCAGGACCUCCUAGGCCCACAAUGGGGCCAGCCACAGGAAGGUCACUGGAAGGGGAGCCCAGCAUUGGUGCCAGUACAUUUGGGGAGCGGCGCAUGCCCUCAGACUAGCUCCCCUCCACUGGAAAAUGUCAAACUUGCAGACGUGGGAAGGAACCAGGUCCCAGUGAGAAAGGAGAAAGAGGACCUUGCGGCGUGUCCCACCAGCAGCCACGCCAACCAACUCUCCAUCCAUAUUCCUGGCUGGAGUUACAGGGCAGAUUACACAUGCUGUGAUUUGGUUGUAAAACUAAAGGAAUGUGAGAAGCAUGAGGACCUCACCACCACACCUGAGCCCUCGCCAGCAACCCCCUCUCCAGAAAUCCCAGAGGGACCACAGAGCUCUGACCCACUGGAAAAUAGUUUUGAACCUCAGCGUCCGCUGGCAAGCUCUAUGACCUUACAGGAAGCGCUGGAAGUCCGUAGACCUCAGUUCAUUUCUCGAUCACAAGAACGGCUGCAAAAGCUUAAGCACAAGGUACAGCAAAGGAAAACCCAGCCAAAGGAAAACCUGAGGCAGAAGGAGAGCCUACUUCCUGUCCGUGCCAACAAGAAGCAGUUCACCAUUCCCCAUCCUCUUAGUGAUAACUUGUUCAAACCCAAAGAAAGAUGCAUUUCAGAGAAGGAGAUGCAUAUGAGAUCUAAAAGAAUCUAUAAUAACUUGCCGGAAGUUAAAAAGAAAAAAGAAGAACAAAAGAAAAGAGUAAUCCUACAGAGUAACAGGCUCCGAGCAGAAGUCUUUAAAAAGCAAUUACUGGACCAGCUCCUCCAAAGGAAUGCAGUAUAAUCCCAGGUGGCCCUCUAGCCACAGCCUGGAUCUGGGAAGACUUCUGACGAUGCUGGAUGAAUCAUUAAACUUCUAACACUAUCUUCACACAUGAAAGAUACUUUUACUUUACUUCUGAUUUAUUUUUCCCAUAAAGGAAAUGUCACUUUCUGAAUGACCCAAACAAACAAAAGCAACACUUCCGGAGACAAUAGAUCAGUAGUCCGUUGCUGGGACUUCAACCCCCUUGGAACCUACUAGACUUGGUCUCUUCCAUUACUUUUGCUUGUGAAUUUUACCCAUUGCUUCUGAAGUUUUUAUUAUACCAUUUCCACCCAACCAGGAUAUCUUUAUAUAUUCAAGUGUGCUUAGAUGUUUGGGAUUUUUUUUUUUGGGGGGGGGGGUGUUCGAAAAAUUGAGAAGCAAAAAUCUAUCACAUUUUAACUCCCAGACCAAUGGCUGACAGUUCUGAAAUCCAAAGCAUGAGUCAAAGUUUGUUUAGCAUAUGUAUCCUGGAGUACCGGGGGCUGACUUCAAAAUGGACAGAUGAAGAGGCAGAGCUUAGAACAAGCAGAAGAGCCCCUCUGCCCCUCUCCCACCCCACCCUCAGUGCCAGCAUUUGGUAGCCGAAGCACCUGUUUCUGUGGGAGCCAGGAGAAUGACUGAGCGAAGACAUCAGUCUUUUCACCACCCACACAUGAGACGUUAUCUUGAUCAAAUGGCCUAGCGGUACCCACUCUUAUUUAUUCUUUCAAGCAUUCUUCAUAAAUAUGUAUUUGUGGAGUUAAGAACAAAUUAGUUUUUGCAAUGAAAAUGGAAAU
This is a messenger RNA of Psammomys obesus (fat sand rat), 2887 nucleotides long. RefSeq names its product chromosome unknown C10orf90 homolog (gene CUNH10orf90). The record is from RefSeq and is a predicted model, not a curated record. The coding region runs from base 87 to 2087 and encodes 666 amino acids. NCBI's taxonomy places the organism in Eukaryota, Metazoa, Chordata, Mammalia, Rodentia, Muridae. Gene Ontology annotation, biological process: regulation of centriole replication. Gene Ontology annotation, cellular component: centriole; cytosol; centrosome. The transcript has 10 exons.